ACACUUAAACCUUAAUUUCCAGUUUCUCCCCCUUCUUUUCUCUCUCAAAAUUGUUACCCCCACAGUAAAAAAAAAAUAAAAAAUUGUGCAGUAAUAUUAUGAACCGGCCGUACGGUGGUAACAAUUACUCCAAGCUGGAAAAGGAAGACCCAGAAGAGGUAUUCCGCCGCCGGGCGCAGUUCUUGAUCUACAAGGUGAUGCAAAGAGCCGACGAUUCGGAGAAGACGGCGUCGUUUCUGCAGAUCAGGAUGUGCAAGUUGAAGGUGAAGAUAGGGAAGACGUUGAAGAAGCUGAGGAAAGGUGUGGUCUUGAGCAUGUCGGCGGCGAGACUGAGGGUUUACCGGGUGAUUAGGAUCCAGUGGAAGCGGUUGUUCGGUGGCCGGCCCAUCGCUGCCGCCGCCGGUGGUGGUGGUGGCGGUGUUCUUCCUGUUGCUGCAGCUUCCAUCUUCCCUUCCUUGUAAUAAACUGAAGAAACUAUAAUGUUUUUUUUUUUUUUGUUUCUUUUAUUACCAUUUUGAAUUUUUAUUGGGAUUUUACUUUUUGGUGUGGUUAUUUGGGAGAAGAAGUUCUUGAUAGUUGAUAUAAUGUGCCCUCUUGCUAAAAAUUUUACCUACCCUUUAAUCAAAUAGUAAAUUAGUA
Linum trigynum is the source of this 639-nucleotide messenger RNA. NCBI's taxonomy places the organism in Eukaryota, Viridiplantae, Streptophyta, Magnoliopsida, Malpighiales, Linaceae. The record is from the annotation of a GenBank genome assembly.